Messenger RNA from Phoenix dactylifera (date palm), 882 nucleotides. Its product is annotated as CASP-like protein 2D1. Lineage: Eukaryota; Viridiplantae; Streptophyta; Magnoliopsida; Arecales; Arecaceae. The record is from RefSeq and is a predicted model, not a curated record.
ACCCCACUCUGAUCCCUUUACUCUUCUCCACCUGUGGUCCUUCUCCUUUGGAGCUUUCCUGCUGCUGAGAUCCCCAAGUCUCAAGAGCAAAGAGAAAGUACCUUCUCUGCCACAGGAAAACAACCAGCUUCCUGAGCUUGAGAGAUGAGGAAUGGAGCUGACACCACACUCAGUUCUUCAAACGACCACCACCAACUCCUCAGAUUCCUUGACUUCUUCCUCAGGCUCUCUGUGAUCCCUCUCAGUGUUGCCUCCCUUUGGGUUAUGGCCAGCAACAAGCAGACCAAUGAUGCUUAUGGGAAGGUGGAGUUCAGUAACCUAUCAGGGCUCAGGUAUUUGGUUGGCAUCAAUGCCAUUUCAACUGGGUAUGCUAUUGCUUCCGUUCUCCUCCUGUGCCUCAGAUGCUUCAACAGUGACUGGUAUCUCUUUAUCUCAGACCAGGUUAUGGCCUAUUUAAUGGUGACAUCUGGGUCUGCAGUGGCUGAGGUGCUCUACUUGGCACAUGAGGGUGAUAGGAAGGUCUCAUGGAGUGAGGUGUGCAGUUACUAUGGGAUGUUCUGCAGCAAGAUCAAGGUGUCAUUAGCAUUACAUUUUGUGGCCUUGGUGUGUUUCAUUGUUUUGUCCCUCAUCUCUGCCUACAGAGUCUUCAGCAAGUUUGAGGCCCCUUCUUUGCUAUCUGAAGAAGUUGGGGAACAGGAGUAGCUCUGAUAUGUGAUCUUGUAUGCCUAGUAGUAUGUUCUUCAAUGAAGUACUGGUUUUCUUUUGCUGUUGUGGUUUGUGGAGUUGAUCAACUCACUAAAAGAUUGGCUUCUUUAGAAAAUCAUUUAGUAUCUUGUGCUUUAUGGGCUUUUCAAGAAAGAAAAAGGACAGGAAGUUAGUGAA